UGAAGUGGAGGAGAGACGCAGGAGCGGUACAGUACAACGGGACCUUGUAGGUCACGUCAGUCGCGCGGGAUGGGUGUGUCGAAAAGCGUCACGGAAGCUCCGGUGGCAGUGGGAAAUGAAUAAAUCCCAGCCCGCGGUCAUAAUGGGCAAGAGUUUAACUGGAAUUCAUGCGUGGUCCUCCUGCUUCAAGAGUUCAUAUACGCCGGACGAUACCGAAGUUGAUUGUAGUCCAUGUGAAAGCAGGGGUUUGAGGAGUUUGGUGUUGUAAGGUGAAUUGAUUCUCUGGAGUAUUGGAUCUGCAGUGUUUCCUUCAUAGGUGUUCAUAUCCAAGCAAAAGACCUCAAGCAAGACCAAGAGAAUGUUCGAUAUAUUAUUUGUGAUUAUAUUUGGACUGACAGGGCGUGUUCUGACUAAAGACACAGACACAAAAGGAAGGUUCAGUUCUCCAGUGUUGGAUGUUACAGAAAAGCAGCUUAUCAUAGAGAGAAAUCAGACACUUCAGUUAAACUGCAGGGGACGGUGGGAGCUCCAGUGGGUUUUGCCAUCAGGCGUCCCGAAAGUCUACCACGGCACCCAGAUAGAAGACACUAGAUGCGGGAAGAAAAAUAACCAGUAUUGCAGCCGCCUGACGCUCAGUCCUGCUUUAGCUCAACAUACUGGCUCUUACCGCUGCAGGUACCACCAAAAGCAGCGCAAACAGGCCUCUGUGUACGUCUACAUCACAGAUAGCCAGCAGCCGUUUGUAAAGGUGCAGACGGAGAUCCCAGAUGUGGUCUACAUGAAGGAGGGAGAGCCGUUGGUCUUCCCCUGCAGAGUCACCAACCCGGAUGCCAAAGUCUCGUUGGUCAAGUUUCCUUUCCACCGGUUAACUCCUGAUUAUAGAAACAUCAUCUGGAACAGCAGGCAAGGUUUCACUAUCCGUAGUCCCACAUUCUUCUACAUCGGACUAUUUUCCUGUGAGACUAUCGUCAAUGGAGUCAAACAUAGUAACAAGUUCUUGACUCACAGGCCAGUGAAUAAAAUCCUAGACGUGUAUUUGAACAGCACAGGUUUGGUCCACACGUUACAGGGCCAGAUGUUAGCACUGAACUGCACCGUUACUGCUGAAUGGAACGCCAGGGUGUCCAUUAGCUGGACGUACCCACAAAAGGCUAAUGGAUCUGCCACUAUCAUCAGACGCAUAUCAAAGAGCCGAACCAACAUGCUGUUCUACAGUGUUCUCACCAUCCCCAGACUGAGCAAAGCAGACAGGGGGCUUUACAAAUGUCAUGUAACAAGUGGUCCAUCCAAGCGAGAAACAAAUACCACAGUUAUUGUCUAUGACCAUCCUUUCAUUCGACUCAAGCACAGAGAUGGCCCUGUGGUUCAGGCUUCUGCAGGACAGAAAUUUUUCCGUCUUACUCCAAAACUAAGGGCAUUCCCUGCACCUGAAAUCAUCUGGUUGAAGGAUGGGAUGGUCGCUGCCGAGCGGUGCUCCCGAUAUCACGUAGACGGGUUUUCACUGGUCAUUCGGGAUAUUGCUGAAGAGGAUGCAGGAAUCUACACCAUCCGAACUGGCAUCCAGCAGUAUGGACUUUUCCAGAACCUCACACUCACGUUGGUUGUAAAUGUGAAGCCACAGAUUGGAGAAAAGACAGUUUCCUCACAGCAUCCUGCGACUGUCCAGCGAGGCAGCAGACAAGCCCUGCAUUGCACCUCUCAUGGUGUCCCACCACCUCAAAUCCAAUGGCUUUGGCAUCCGUGCCCUCCCAAAGGCCUAUGCGAGAAGCCUCCUCCUUCGUCCUGGACUGCAGUCAGUGAGAAGACAGAAGUCACGUCCACCCACAAUCCCAUCCUGACCGUCAGCCACAGGCAGGAAGUGUUAGAAGGGAAGAAUAAGACUGUAGGAGUUUUGACAGUCGGCGAAGCAUUGAAAUCAGGCAUCUAUCGUUGUGUUGCAUCAAACUUAAUGGGCAGAGAUGAACUGGACAUCCAUUUCUAUGUCACAGAUGUCAAAGGAGGCCUUAUCGUGUCUUUAGAGGAAGAGCCCAGAGAGGGAGGGGACCUUCGUCUGGUCUGUAUAGCCAAUAGGCACCUCUAUUCGGAUCUGUCAUGGUAUAGAUUAACGAAUCAAUCCACAGCUUCAGAGGGAGCUUCAGUUCUCAGCGGGGAGCUCACAGAGGGGCAGUUUUCUCACACACUGCACCUUCUGCUGAAGAAUGUGACUGCACAGGAUUCGGGAACAUACCGCUGUUCUGCCACACACCUGCUUACAGAAGAACAUUCACACCUUGAUACAGCAGUGGAGGUCACAGUUCUGCAGGCACCGGUGCUGCUGCAAAAUCUGAGUGAUCACAGUGUUAACGUAAGCAACUCGGUCACUCUUCGCUGCCCCUCUCGGGGAAUUCCACACCCCCGGAUCACAUGGUAUAAGGACCAAAGGAAGCUUCAGCAGGUGUCUGGUAUUAUGCUGUUUCCAGAGGAAGGGACUCUUCAUAUUGACCGAAUUACAGCUGAAGACCAGGGACUUUACACCUGUAAGGCCAACAAUGAGAGAGGCUCUGUGGAGAGCUCCGCCCACAUUUGGGUUCAAAGUUCAUCUGAAUCCCUCUCUCUGGAGAUCCCGACUCUAGCAUGUACAUGUGUGGUGGCCACUUUGUUCUGGCUGCUUCUCACACUGCUGAUUCGGAAACUUAAGCAGCCAACCUCGACUAAUGGCAAAGCAGAGUACCUGCCAAUCAUCCUGCAUCCAGGAGAGGAGCCUCUGGUUGAGCAUUGUGACAGGUUACAAUAUGAUCCUGCCCAGUGGGAGUUUCCACGUGACCGCCUUAAACUAGAAAAGCCCCUGGGACGAGGAGCAUUUGGGCGAGUAAUGCAAGCUUCAGCAUUCGGCAUUUGCAAUUCAGCCAGCUGCACCACAGUGGCCGUCAAAAUGCUUAAAGAUGGCGCUACACCCAGUGAACACAAAGCUCUGAUGACAGAACUGAAGAUCCUCAAUCAUAUUGGCCAUCACCUCAAUGUGGUCAAUCUUCUCGGUGCAUGCACCAAACAAGGAGGGCCUCUGAUGGUCAUAGUUGAAUAUUGUAAGUUUGGCAAUCUGUCUGCAUACCUUAAGAGCAAACGAGAGGUGUUCUUGUUGAACAGGGUGAACAGAGAAGAGGAGGGAGGCAUGAAGGAGGGAUAUAAAGGACGAUUGGCCAGUGUGUCCAGCAGCCAGAGCAACGCCAGUUCAGGGUUUAGUGAGGAGAAAGGAGAGAUCUCAGAGGAGGACAGUGGUUCUCUUCCUGAGUCCAACAACCCUCUGCUGCUUGAAGAUCUGAUUUCUUACAGCUUUCAGGUAGCCAGAGGUAUGGAGUUUCUCGCGUCUCGCAAGUGCAUUCACCGUGACCUUGCUGCCAGAAACAUCCUGCUGUCCAACAACAAUGUGGUGAAGAUCUGUGAUUUUGGUUUGGCCCGAGACGUGUACAAAGACCCAGACUAUGUGCGCAAGGGAGAUGCACGGUUACCACUGAAAUGGAUGGCACCUGAAUCGAUCUUUGACAAAGUCUUCACCACUCAAAGUGACGUGUGGUCAUAUGGAGUUCUGCUCUGGGAGAUCUUCUCACUUGGAGCGUCUCCUUACCCGGGGCUGAACAUUGAUGAGGAGUUUUGCCACAGACUGAAGCAGGGGACUCGGAUGUGUCCUCCUGAGUACAGCACCCCAGAGAUUUACAGCAUUAUGAUGGCAUGCUGGGAAAAUAACCCUGAGGACAGACCUUCUUUCUCAGCUCUUGUGGAGAUACUGGGAGACCUCCUGCAGACCUGCGUCCAACAGGAUGGAAAGGAUUAUAUUCCAUUGAACGCAUUUAUUUCUGGAGAAGGAAAUACGGUCACGGCGCACCUCGACCAGAAAGACAUAAGCCAGAAAACACUAGGAACUUCAAGCUACAUCAACUCUGGGAAAAUCAAAGCCAUCAGCACCUUCGAGGAUCUACACAAAGAAGUCCCUGAUGACAACCAGUCUGACAGUGGAAUGGUUCUCCCAUCUGAAGAGUUGAUUCAGGUGAAAUGGAUGGACAGAUUCAAAACCAAAAACAUCACUAAGUUCUUCUCCAAAGGUCAAAACCAGCACAUGACGCUGCCUGCCAAAGCGCUGCCUUGUAUGAAUAGCGCCCCCUGUUGUCAGCACAGGGAAGUUCCUCCUCUGUGUCACUCAGAGAGGUGCUGCUCUCCCCCACCAGACUAUGAAGCUGCUCUCCUCUACCCCUGUUUCUAACACACACGUCAGCCAACCUGCCUGUAAACACCAGUCAACAUCCGUUACCAUUACCACAAAAACACUGCUUAUCGUAACUCUUUUGUUUUCAGUACCUUAUUGUGCUAGGCUUGCCCUGUCAAACCAGUAUUUCUGAAUUAAUCGCUUAUUCUUCCAAGUUUCUCUGCACAUUCUCACACCUUUUCACCCAAUGAGUUUCUAAGAAUUUUUAAAUCACUCAACAAUUACUGGUUAAGUAUAAUUUUUUUUUAAAAAAUAAUCAAAUUAGGACAAUUUUAGAGCUUACACUUACACAAAGUUUUUAGCCAAUUAUAAUUUUAACCAAAAAAAAUAUUUUUUUUUGUGAAUUUCCAUUUUUAAGAUGUUAACAACUUCAGUCCUGGAAAUUUCCAGAGUGUUUGUGACUUUUGUCUGCAGUGUUAACUCAUGCUGAGACUUGCACAUACUAAUCAGCAUUUCAUCUGUCUUUGUUUAUAAACCCAUCUCAUAUCUGUAUAUCCUUUUUGAAACCACUGGUAAUCUGUACCACUUUAGAUUUCUUUUAGUAGUCACAGUGCAGCUAAUAUUAUUUAUGAGCUAGUGAAACGCAUUUAUUACAAUCACUGCUUGUAGGUACCAAAUGUUUAACUGUAGAGCACAUUUCAUGUGCUGCAAGCCAUAUGCUGGAAAAGUUCACCUUACACUGUAUUUAUUUACACGCUGUACCUUAAUAGUAACCUCUUAAAAUAUUAUAGUAUAUAUGGUAUAUUUAAUGCUGAAAAAAAAAAAAAAGAAGUGACAGAUUUUAGAUCUAAAGCCAUACACUCUUUUCACAUGGCACUGCCAAUGCACAAAGUCUUGGUAGAAUAAAAAUAAAUUCUGAAGGGAAAUAUAUAGACUACUAUAAGAUUACUAUAAGAUUUUUAAUGUGUUUUAAAGAAGUCUCUUCUGCUCACCAAGCCUGCAUUUAUUUUCAUCCAGAGUACAGCAAUAAAACAAACAAAAAAAAAACAUUACAAAAGAAAUAUUUUUAUUAUUUAAAAUAACUGCUUUCUGAUUGAAUAUAUUUUAAAAUGUAAUUUAUUCAUGUCAUUUUAAAGCUGAAUUUCCAGUCACAUGAUCCUUCAGAAGUCAUUCUAAUAUUCUGAUUUGCUGCUCAAAAACAUUUAUGAUGUUGAAAACAGCUGAGUAGAAAAUUCUCAGGUUUCUUUAAUGAACAAAGUUCAGAAGAACAGCAUUUAUCUGAAAUAGAAAUCUCUUAACAUUAUAUACGUCUUUAUCAGCAUUUUUGAUCAAUUUAAAGCAUCCUUGCUAAAAGUAUUAAUUUCUGAAAUAAAAAAAAUAUAUAUAAAUUGUAGAGAGAUUUUGAAUGGUGUAGUGUAUAAUGUUACAAAAGCUUUUUAUUUCAGAUAAAUGCUGAUCUUAUGGAUAUUUCUAUUAAUCAAAGAACCCUGAAAAAAAUUUACUCAACCGUUUAAAUAUUGAUAAUGUUUCUGGAAUGAUUUCUUAAGGAUCAUGGGACACUGAAGACUGGAGUAAUGAUGCUGAAAAUGUAAUUUGGUCACAGAAAUAGAUUGCAUUUAAAAUAUAUUCAAAUAGAAAGAUUCAUAAUAUUACAGCUUUUGCUAUAUUUUGGAACAAAAUAAAUGCAGGCUUGGUGAGCAGAAGAGACUUAUUUAAAAACAUUAAAAAUCUUAAAAAACUGGAAGUGUAUUAAAAAAAAAAAAAGUGUUUAUAAACUUAUGUUUAAAAAAUAGAGUUUAAAAGUUUGGGGUUGGCAAGAUUUUUGAAAAGUAAAAUUGUAAUUUUUUUUCUAUUUUAAUACAUUAUAAAAUGUAAUUUAUUCCAGAAUUGGUAAAACCACAUUAGUCAUUCUAAUGUGCUGAUUUGGUGCGCAAGAAACAUUGUCGAUGUUGAAAACAUCUUAAUAUUUUUGUGGAAACCAUGAGAAUAUUUUCAGGAUUAUUUGAAAUUCAAAAAUUCUAAACAUUUAUAUGAAAUGCAAUCUUUUGUACCACUAUAAAUGUUUCAACUGUCACUUUUGAUCAAGUUAUCAUAUGAUGGCUGGAUAAGUAAUAAAAAAAAAAAAAAAAAACGUACAGACCCCAAACUUUUGAACAGUAGUGUUUUGUAUGGGUUUAAAAAAAAAAAAAAAAAACCCUCAUCUCAUCCCAACCCUAAUGAAAGCCACACAAAACAAUUCUGCUGUAAAAUAUUUGCAUUGUUCAAAACCAUAUCUGAGACUGGGUCUCACUGCUGCUUUUUCAGUGCUGGUCAUUUUUGUAGUAUCUAUUUUGGAAAGCAUCUGAUUCUUUUCCUCUCAGAACCAAGUUGCAAACAAGUUCCCUUUUGCUGCUGCAGUUCAACAUAAUCUCUUCAAGCAACAAUCAAGCCAUUUAAGAACAAGCGAACGAAUGUUCUCUUUUAUUACUCUUUAUUAAAAUACUGCUGUACACACAAAUAUUGCAAAAAUGUGACAAUAAACACAAAGAAGGGCAUAAAACGUA
This is a messenger RNA of Labeo rohita (rohu), 6720 nucleotides long. It is a transcript of the gene flt1, whose product is annotated as fms related receptor tyrosine kinase 1. The record is from RefSeq and is a predicted model, not a curated record. The transcript has 30 exons. Gene Ontology annotation, biological process: protein phosphorylation; vascular endothelial growth factor receptor signaling pathway; positive regulation of kinase activity. Gene Ontology annotation, cellular component: plasma membrane; signaling receptor complex. Bases 359 to 4234 code for a protein of 1291 amino acids. Lineage: Eukaryota; Metazoa; Chordata; Actinopteri; Cypriniformes; Cyprinidae. Gene Ontology annotation, molecular function: ATP binding; vascular endothelial growth factor receptor activity.